CUUUUCACUUAUACUUUGGUAUGAAAAGAGAGAUUAUUUUGUCUUGCGAGUGAAAAACCGGGAAACACCGAGUCACUGACACAACGCUUCGUCACGGAGGAGGUAUUUCUUCUCCACCAUCACCGUCUGUCUCUCAGGCGAGGAGCGUUAUUUUGGUCUUGUUUUGAUUCUUCAUGCUUGGCUGUAGUUUUGAGGAUGCGAGGUUUUGAAAGAUUGGAAUUGAGUUUGAUCGAGGAAAUUAAGAGGUAGAGAGAGAAAGGAGGGUGAGAGGUGUGUAGAAGAGAAGAUGACCUCGAAUGUUCAAGGUCCUUCGGCGCCGUCUGUACGUCGAGAUCCGUACGAGGUGUUGAACGUAUCAAGAGAUGCAUCGGAUCAGGAGAUAAAGACUGCAUAUAGAAAGCUUGCUCUCAAGUAUCAUCCUGACAAAAAUGGAAGCAAUCCUCAAGCUUCAGAACUCUUCAAAGAAGUUGCUUUUUCUUAUAAUAUCUUAUCUGAUCCAGAGAAAAGAAGACAAUAUGAUAGUGCUGGGUUUGAGGCUUUAGAUAAUGAAGGCAUGGAUAUGGAAAUUGACUUAUCCAAUCUGGGAACUGUGAAUACAAUGUUUGCAGCCCUAUUCAGCAAGCUGGGUGUCCCUAUAAAGACUACAGUUUCUGCUAAUGUUCUUGAAGAUGCAUUGAAUGGAGCCGUCACAAUUAGACCUCUUCCUAUUGGAGCAGCUGUCAGUGGAAAGGUAGACAAACAAUGCGCCCAUUUCUUUGGCGUAACAAUUAAUGAACAACAAGCUCAGGCAGGGAUUGUAGUUAGAGUUACUUCAGCUACACAGAGCAAAUUUAAGCUUCUAUAUUUCGAACAAGAUCCCAGUGGUGGUUAUGGGUUGGUUCUGCAGGAAGAUAGUGAGAAGACUGGUAAGGUGACAUCUGCAGGAAUGUACUUCCUACAUUUUCAAGUAUACCGAAUGGAUUCAACUGUGAAUGUGUUGACAAUGUCUAAGGAUCCAGAAGCUGCUUUCUUCAAAAGAUUGGAUGGCCUCCAACCUUGUGAACUCUCAGAACUGAAAGCUGGAACUCACAUAUUUGCUGUUUAUGGAGACAACUUUUUUAAAACUGCAACCUAUAACAUUGAGGCUCUUUGUGCAAAAUCAUUUGAGGAUACAACUGAGAAACUUAAGGAUAUUGAAGCUCAAAUUUUGAGGAAGAGAAAUGAGCUUCGCCUAUUUGAGAUAGAAUACAGAAAAGCCUUGGCUCAUUUUCAAAAUGUCACUAACAGAUACAAACAAGAAAAGCAAUCUGUUGAUGAGCUGCUUAAACAGAGAGAUGACAUCCAGUCCUUGUUUACCAUAGCUAGUCCAGCCAGUAAUGCCAGUGGGAAUGGUAGUGGUACCACUGCAAAUGUCCAAGUUCCUGGUGAGGAUUUAAAGGCUGACAGUUUGGCAGAAGAUGGAAAUUCAGAUGGAAAAGAUAAACCGGUCAAGAAGAAAUGGUUUAACCUCAGAGGAUCUGAUAAAAAGGCUGGUUAAAGGCAGUCUUUGUUUAAAUAUAGCAGCACAGGUUGUUACGGAGAGAGAGAGAGAGAGACAGAGAGAGAGAUGCAUCCAGCAUUAGUGAAUCAUUUUCCUUCUCUACACCGUUCUUUUUUUUUUUUUUUCUCGGUUUACUUUUUUCUUUUCCUUUUUGUAAUUUGUACCUUUUGUUUUCUGCUACGAACGUGUUACUAGUCCGCAGGACAUUUGAUUUUUUGGGUUAAGAAGGAUUUUUCUUUGAAGGCAUUUGUCAAUCAUAUGUAUUAUGUAUAUCUAUAUUCACUUUAUUGAGUUCUUAUUUUUUUGAUACA
This is a messenger RNA of Nelumbo nucifera (sacred lotus), 1830 nucleotides long. RefSeq names its product chaperone protein dnaJ 15-like. Lineage: Eukaryota; Viridiplantae; Streptophyta; Magnoliopsida; Proteales; Nelumbonaceae. The record is from RefSeq and is a predicted model, not a curated record.